AUGAAUGUCUCCCAGGGCGUGACACUUACGCCAGUCACGCAUGUCACCAAGGGCAUGACACUCGCACCAGUCACACACAUUACCAAGGACGUGACAUUUGCACCAGUCACGCGCGUAACCAAGGACGUGACACUCGCACCAGCCACGCACAUCACCAAGGGCGUGACACGCGCGCCAGUCACGCAUGUCACCAAGGACGUGACACUCGUACCAGCCACGCACGUCACCAAGGGCGUAAACCUCGCACCAGCCCCGCACGUCACCAAGGACAUGACACUCGCGCCAGUCAUGCAUGUCACCAAGACCAUGACACUCGCACCAGUCACGCAAGUCACCAAGGACGUGACACUCGCACCAGCCACGCAUGUCAACGAGGGCGUGGCACUCGCGCCAGUCACGAAUGUCACCGAGGUCGUGGCACUCGCACCAGCCACGCACGUCAACAAGGGCGUGACACUCGCGCCAGUCACGCAUGUCACCAAGGGCGUGACACUCGCACCAGUCACGCAUGUCAGCAAGGGCGUGACACUCGCGCCAGCCACGCACAUCACCAAGGAUGCGCCGCUGCCAUGCACGCCACUGCGGGCGCGCCACCUACGCACGCCACUGCGGGCGCGCCACCUACGCACGUCAUGUGCGCCGUCGAAGGCGACUCGUCACCGCCUGCCACGGAGGGCGCGUCACUGCCACCCACCACAUGUGCCGCUGAAGGCGUUGCCACACCACCGCCGCCUGCCACGCGUGAAACCUGGGGCACACCGCCGCAUGCCGCUGAAGGCGCUGCCACAAUACUGCCGCCCGCCACGCGUGCCACAUGGGGCACACUGCUGCCUGCCACGCGUGCCACCUUGGGCACACCGCCGCAUGCCACUGAAGGUGCUGCCACACCACCGCCACCCGCCACGCGAGCCACCUGGAGCACGCCACUGCCUGUGGCUGAAGGCGCCGCGACGCCGCUGUCGCCCACCUCGUCCACCCCAGAGUGACAGGUACAGAUCGCACGGACACCACGACGUCGCCGGACUCACCAGGUUAGUGCUCCAGUGCGGCGGCCCCAGUGCAUCACGUCCAUGCGAGUAG
Molecule: messenger RNA, 1080 nt
Organism: Bacillus rossius redtenbacheri
Lineage: Eukaryota; Metazoa; Arthropoda; Insecta; Phasmatodea; Bacillidae
Product: mRNA decay activator protein ZFP36L3-like
Exons: 1
Coding region: 1-1080 (359 amino acids)
Source: RefSeq, a predicted model, not a curated record